AUGGCCAUUGUGUUGAUUGUCACCAUGACCGGAGCAUCCAAUAUGAGCUCUUCUUCCACUAGCACUGACAAUGAUGAUGAGGACUUUCGUCGCAAUACCACUACUCUCACUGAGUCGCAAACAAGCAAUGGUCGGCCAAUGAUUCCUCGCGCUGAGAAACCAGCUGAACCAGUUUUGCCCUCGCCAUCCAAGAAGACCGUUCGUCAACUCUACACCGAAGAUGAGAACAACCACAAGGGAUGGCUCUUGAUGAUGUGCCUUGGUUUGAAGUCGGAAGAUGGUUCUCGUGACCUUGGAGAUGUGGAACAGGAACCUUGGUCGCUCUUGAAGAAGAAACAAAUUGGGAACUUCAAAGUCAAGAAGCCCAAGAUGCUCGCUGAAGUGAACCGACGCUGUGCCAUCUCAGGGAAGAAGGAACAGCCCAACAACUGGAAUGUCACUCGCUUGAAGAAAUGGUUGACUGAUCAUCCAAUCGAAACUGAAGAGGACGUCAAGUUCCUUCAAAGGACAGAGAAUUCUCUCCACGAUGCCACGAAAAAUGUCACUACCCAACAGGGAGGAGAAGGUGAAAAGAAAUCGAAGCAGCAGCCAUUCGAACAUCGUGACUUCUUGCGUUUGUUUGCUGCUGCAUGUACUGAUCGCGUCAGGAAGUCUUUGAAAUUGGCUGGGAAAGUGAUGGACCGACAGCGUCUGGAUGCAAGGAAUCGUACUGACGCUCCUGAUAACUUCUACGAGGAGCUGCAUGCUACGUAUCACGACGAUAUGUUCCUGGCUGAGAUACCCUCUAUACCGAAUUUGCAUGAAGAUUUUCUGGUUGAGGAUUUGAUUCUAGCUUCGGAAGUUACCCCUUGCUCUGUCGAAUACAUCAAGUCAAAGUGGACCUUUUGCAAGUCCAAGCUGUCGACUCUGGUUGCUCGCUAUGAGAAGAGUGGAGCUGGUGAGGGUCAAAUUCAUCAUGAUGUCGAGGAACUGGCUCAAGCUGAUGCGGAUGAGGAAGAUGUGGAAUCCAACGAAGCAGAGGCUUCCACGGACCAACCAGAAAAGAUGCCAUCUCAGAAAGCUUGGGGCAGUGAUCUACUUGGGCAUUAUCUCCAAGCAGGCGAAGAAAAGGCUACCUAUGUUCACGAAUCUAAAGGAGAAAAGCCUUACUUGCUUUAUCUUUGGCAUCUGGCGGAUCAGUAUCAGAUACUGGAUCAUGUGGUGAGUCAAAUUUCCGACAACGUGGCUGCCACUGGAGAUGCAGUUAAGACGGACACUUCCAAGGUUCAACGAAAAAGAAAGAGCGAUGAUGAAGAGGAAGUCUCAAACGUCCGUCAAGCAGUCAUUGCAGGGAAUGUUGCCCUGAUCGAAAUUGGCUACCAACAAUGCUUCGAGAACCUAAGAAGUAUGAAGAAGGAACUCAAGGAAAACAGCAUGGCCUUGAUGAAAGAGCAAGCGGUGACUGGUCCAGAAAGGAACGAGGUUGCCAUUAUCUUUUGGCGAGCUCAAGUUGAAGAUAACGAAAGGGAAAUACGUCGUUUGAACAAGCGAUUGGCUGACUUGGACAAAACAAAGCCACAACCAAAACAGUAA
Molecule: messenger RNA, 1572 nt
Organism: Seminavis robusta
Lineage: Eukaryota; Bacillariophyta; Bacillariophyceae; Naviculales; Naviculaceae
Source: the annotation of a GenBank genome assembly